AUGUCGACCGUGACAGCGACGGCGCUGCAGUCGGCGUACCCGCCCAUCAUUCCGCUCCAGUUCAAUGCCAACCAGCCCACUACGAUCCGGCUGUAUCCGUUAUCCAACUACACAUUCGGAGUGAAGGAGACGCAGCCCGAGGAGGACCCAUCAGUGAUAGCCCGGCUUAAGCGGCUGGAGGAGCAUUACAAUGUCCACGGCAUGCGACGCACCUGCGAGGGCAUCCUCGUCUGUCACGAACACAACCACCCUCACAUCCUGAUGCUGCAGAUCGCCAACGCCUUCUUCAAGCUACCUGGCGACUACCUCAAGCCUGAGGAUGACGAGGUCGAUGGCUUCAAGGCCCGUCUCGACGAGCGCCUGGCCCCCGUCGGUCGCCUGGGCGAGGACGAGGAGGCGGCCGACUGGACCAUUGGCGACUGUUUGGCGCAGUGGUGGCGACCCAACUUCGAGACCUUCAUGUACCCCUUUAUCCCGGCGCAUGUAACCCGGCCCAAAGAGUGCAAGAAGCUCUAUUUCAUCCAGCUGCCUGAGUCGAAGGUCCUCAGUGUCCCCAAAAACAUGAAGCUACUAGCCGUCCCUCUCUUCGAGCUCUACGAUAACACCGCGCGCUACGGUCCUCAACUCUCGGCGAUUCCCCACCUCCUGAGCCGAUACAACUUCGAAUUUGUUGACGAGGACGGCAAGAUUGUGGCGGCCACACCUGGAUCGGCACCAGACGACUACGUGCCGCAAACCAAGGUUCUGGCCGGAGGGGACGAAGACAUGAAAGAUCUGAAAGAGGAGAAUGGAACGAACUAA
Molecule: messenger RNA, 801 nt
Organism: Pseudomassariella vexata
Lineage: Eukaryota; Fungi; Ascomycota; Sordariomycetes; Amphisphaeriales; Pseudomassariaceae
Product: cleavage and polyadenylation specificity factor subunit 5
Exons: 2
Coding region: 1-801 (266 amino acids)
Cellular component (GO): mRNA cleavage factor complex
Molecular function (GO): mRNA binding
Source: RefSeq, a predicted model, not a curated record